GGGCGCAGAGCUCUCCGGAGACCCCUCAGAGUGGACACAGAAGCCCGGGAGUCUCUUCCCCCGGCCCCACCGAACAUACUUGCGGAGCUAGUAUGAGACAUUGCAACCUGUCUGCUUAAGGAUGGAAGUGACACUUCUAAAACAACUACCUGGUGUAGAAUGAGGUUUCAAUGCUAGAAUCCUAUUUAUACACGCCCACCCAUCCGGGUGUCAAACAGCUCGACUGAAUUAUAGGCUACUCCCAUCCAACCGGGAGAAGCUGUAGUUUCGCCAACGGUGAUUUUCCACUUUAUGCAUAAUUCAUUAGGGGAGGCCCACAAUCCACCUUAAUAAGCAGGUGAAGUUCUCCAUCUCGUUAACUUCCAUGCCAUUUGUCUGCCCAGAGCACUCUUGCCAACACUGACCCUGUGAAGAUAGCAAACAUGACUACCAUCAGAAAACAAGGAGGCUUCAGCAGCCAAUCAUACAGUGUAGGUCCUUCCAGAGGGUACCCCAGCAUGACGCCGGCCAGGAAGGACCUGCUCAACCCCAUCCACACAAAGGUGGACCUCCUUUACCAGAAGGCGAAGACCAAUGAGAGGGAUCAGAUGGUUGGACUGAAUGAUAAGUUUGUUACAUUUAUUGACAGAGUGCGCAACCUGGAGCAGGAAAACAAAAGGCUUGAGACCAAACUGAAGAUUCUCAUGGAGCAAGAGCGCUACAAGGGCAACGUCGAUGAAAUCGUGGCCGCGUUGAGCACCAGCCUGCGCCGACAUAUCGAAAGUCUGGACCUGGACAGACUGAAGCUGGAGGGGGAGUUGGUGCGCAGUCAGGAUGAAGUGGAGCAGACCCGUGAAAAGUUUGAGGAAGAGCUGCAGAAGAAGAUGGACACAGAGAAUGACUUUGUGAUCAACAAGAAGGAAGUGGAUGAGGGCUACCUACAGAGAGUGGAACUGGAACUGGUGCUCGAGGAGCUGAUUAAUGAACUAGAGUUCCUGAAACAGGCUUACCAAGAGGAAAUCAGAGAGCUGGAAUCAAUGAUCGUCAAAGAGAAGAUCGUGCUGAAGGCCAGCAGCGUUCCUGAUCUGGACUUGGAUGAGAUAGUGGCAGCAGUGAGGAAACAGUACGAAGACAUGGCGGCCCGCAGUCGAGAGGAGGUGGAGCAGUGGAACCAGAAGAAGAUGGAUGUUCUGGCUCUGAAGGCUGGGAAGUAUGAGGAUGACCUGCGCGAUAGCAAGAAGGAGAUGUCUGACCUCCUGAGGCAGAUCCAGCGGCUGAAACAUGAGCAGGAAACCCUGAAGAAGAAGAAAGAGAACAUGGAGCUGGAGAUCAGCCAGACUGAGGAGAAGGCCCAGGGCGCUGUAGACGACGCGCGGACCCACAUCGACCAGCUGCAGGAGGCGAUGCGCAAGGCCAAGCAGGUCAUGGCACGCCAGGUGCGCGAGUACCAGGAGCUCAUGAACCUCAAGCUGGCACUGGACAUCGAGAUCGCCACCUACAGGAAGCUCCUGGAAGGAGAGGAGAUGAGGAUGGAUGUACGUGAGCGUGACCAGAUGGAUUUCUAAAAACAAACCAAAACAUACCCCAACCCAUCCUUGCUCAUGCAGACGCCCAGAUCCAUGCAGCAGUCUCUGCCCGCCAACACGCCCAAACCCGAGAAAGGCCUGCUCAUCAAAAUCGAAUUGAAGGACGGCAUAGUGAUAUCCGAAAGCUGUCACUUUGCUGACUCAUAAAAAAAUCCCUGUCCCACCCCCUGUGUCGAGGAGAAGCCUCAUUACUGCAAGUGUGUGUGGCUCACCGAAAAAAAAUCAUUAUCAUUAAUCAUUCUCCUCUGUUCAUUGAAUCUGUCCCAUGGCCUGUUUUCUUUUAGUCAUGCCGCCGACCACAUCUGUACAGAUGUCUGUUUGAACUGCCUUUGUGCAAUCUGAAAAAUACAUUUUAAACUGAUCUAAGACCUGAAGUCUAAUGUCACUGCUGGCUUUUGUCUGUUUCAUUCCUAAAUAUAUAUUCUUGAGAUAUACAAGUACAUACUGUCUUCUAUUUAAAAAGCCUUAUUUUCUUUGAAUCCUAAGACGCGUUGAAUACGUGAAUAAAUACAUCUGUAUAAAAUGAACCUUUUCAUUCGAAA
Molecule: messenger RNA, 2107 nt
Organism: Clupea harengus (Atlantic herring)
Lineage: Eukaryota; Metazoa; Chordata; Actinopteri; Clupeiformes; Clupeidae
Product: intermediate filament protein ON3-like
Cellular component (GO): keratin filament
Source: RefSeq, a predicted model, not a curated record